Pristis pectinata (smalltooth sawfish) is the source of this 5682-nucleotide messenger RNA. RefSeq names its product angiotensin I converting enzyme (peptidyl-dipeptidase A) 1 (gene ace). NCBI's taxonomy places the organism in Eukaryota, Metazoa, Chordata, Chondrichthyes, Rhinopristiformes, Pristidae. Gene Ontology annotation, biological process: proteolysis. The record is from RefSeq and is a predicted model, not a curated record. The transcript has 25 exons. Gene Ontology annotation, molecular function: metallopeptidase activity; peptidyl-dipeptidase activity. Gene Ontology annotation, cellular component: plasma membrane. The coding region runs from base 158 to 3937 and encodes 1259 amino acids.
AGCAACCAAGGAGGGAUUUUAUUAUUUUGAACAGUCCUAUCAGUGACAGCUGUAAGUUAAUGUGUUAUUAGCGAUACAGAACUGGGAAAACUGGGCUGGACACAAUUGUAUUUAUAGAGGCUGGUGCAGGAGAGAGAGCACUGAGAGGCAUCAGAACAUGCUAACCACCAUGCCCUUGCUGCUUGGAUUGUUCACCCUCCUUGGCAGCACUUGUGCCCUGGAUAAUGCUUCAAUGCCUGGCAACUACACCAUAGACGAAGCAGGGGCAAGUCAUUUUGUGACCGAGUAUAACUCAACAGCAGAGAUCGUCCUCUUCAAGAGUGUUUCAGCCAGCUGGGAUUACAACACGAACCUGACUGAAUACAACCAACAGAAGCAGAUCAAUGCCUCCUUGGAAGAGCAGGAAUUUGUGGAAGCCUGGGCCAAGAAAGCGAAGGAGUUUGAUGACGUCAAAAACAAAUUCAAUGAUACAACGCUGAUAAAACUCCUCAACAAGAUUCGCAUCCUCAGCUCUGCUAACCUCCCGCCUAGUGAGAGGAAGGUGUACAACACCAUCCUGAGUGAAAUGGACAAUAUAUACUCCACAGCUAAGGUGUGCCCACCCGGUGAACAGGAUCCCAACAAAUGUUGGUCUCUUGAGCCAGAGCUGACGGAUAAGAUGGCAACGUCUUUGAGUUACAAGGAGCUGCUGUACGCAUGGGAAGGCUGGCACAAUUCUGCAGGGAACCCACAGAGAGAGAACUACAAACAAUUUGUUGAAAUGAGCAACAAUGCCUCUAAACUGGAUGGCUUUAGUGACACUGGAGAGUACUGGAGAUCCUGGUAUGACUCGUCAACGUUCACUGAGGAUCUUGAAAAGAUCUACAAUGAUAUCAAACCACUUUACCUUAAUCUUCAUGCUUUUGUGAGGAGGAAGUUAUACGAGAGAUAUGGAUCCAAAUAUAUCAAUCUGAAAGGACCUAUUCCUGCACAUCUAUUGGGUAAUAUGUGGGCCCAGAGGUGGAACAACAUCUACAACACCAUGAUCCCAUUCCCAAACAAACCCAACAUUGAUGUUACCGAUACGAUGAUUAAGCAGAAAUGGAACGCCACUUUCAUGUUCAGAGUGUCUGAGGAAUUCUUCGCAUCCUUGGGGCUCAUCAAGAUGCCAGAGGAAUUUUGGAAGUACUCUAUGCUUAAGAAACCUGAUGAUGGCAGGGAGGUUGUGUGCCAUGCAUCUGCCUGGGAUUUCUAUAACCGGAAGGACUUCAGAAUCAAACAGUGCACGACCGUCACCAUGGAGCAGCUGUUCACGGUUCACCAUGAGAUGGGACACGUGGAGUACUACCUACAGUAUAAGGACCAGCCAGUCAGCUUCAGGAGCGGAGCCAACCCAGGCUUCCAUGAAGCAAUCGGGGAUGUUUUGGCACUCUCAGUCUCAACACCCAUUCACUUGCAAAAGAUCGGACUACUGGAAAGUGCCACCAGUGAUGAGGAGUCUGACGUUAACUACCUUCUGAAAAUGGCCUUGGAAAAAAUUGCCUUCCUCCCGUUUGGAUACCUGAUCGAUCAGUGGCGUUGGAGAGUGUUCGACGGACAGAUUUCCCCAGACAACUACAACUAUGAAUGGUGGUACCUGAGGACAAAGUACCAAGGCAUCUGCCCCCCUGUUCCAAGGAAUGAAACAAACUUUGACCCUGGUGCCAAGUACCACAUCGCUGCAAAUACUCCUUACAUCAGGUACUUUGUGAGUUUUAUUCUACAGUUCCAGUUCCACAAAGCACUAUGCAAUGCCAGUGGACACACAGGACCUCUGCAUCAAUGUGACAUCUACAACUCAACUGCAGCUGGGAAAUUACUCAGUGACGCACUGAAGGUCGGCGCUUCAAAACCUUGGCAGGAUGUCCUUCAGAGUUUUACAGGCAGUAAUAAAAUGGAUGCCUCUGCCCUGCUGGAGUAUUUCAAACCUGUCACCAAGUGGCUGAUGGAGCAAAACAACAAAACUCGUGAACAGCUGGGGUGGCCUGACUUUGAUUGGCGUCCCCCUGUCCCUGAGGGAUACCCAAAUGGCAUUGGUAAAAUCACUGAUGAAAAUAAGGCAAAGAUCUUUGUUAAUGAGUACAACACAGUGUCCGAGAAGGUGUUGUACAACUACACAGAGGCCUCAUGGACAUAUAACACCAACAUUACUGAACAUAACAACAAGAUUGUGUUGGAGCAGAGCCUGCAGUUGUCCAAUCAUGCACUAAAGUACGGGCUGAAAGCUCGUGAGUUCGAUUACACAGACUUCCAGAACCAAGAAAUCAAACGCAUUCUGAAGAAGCUGAGUGACAUUGGUCAGUCGGCACUCCCUGAAGCAGAAGUGAAGGAGUUGAACAAAGUCGUGUCUGACAUGGAGACCACCUACAGUGUUGCUAAAGUAUGCCGAGAGAACGGGACCUGUCACCCCCUGGACCCCGAUCUGACACAUAUCUUGGCCACUUCAACCGACUACAACGAGCUGCUGUUUGCCUGGAAAGGAUGGAGAGAUGCUUCAGGAAAGAAAAUGAGGACAAACUUCAAGAGAUAUGUGACGCUAAGCAACAAGGCUGCAACACUUAAUGGCCACGCUGAUGCAGGAGAAUUCUGGAGGUCGUUCUAUGAUUCCAAGACCUUUGAAGCAGAUUUAGAGAAGAUUUACAAUGAGUUGAAGCCCCUGUACCAAAACUUACACGCUUAUGUCAGGAGAGGAUUACACAAGAAAUAUGGAGACAAGUACAUUAACCUGAAGGGCCCAAUCCCAGCCCAUCUCUUAGGUAACAUGUGGGCCCAGUCAUGGAUUAAUAUCUACAAUCUGCUGACGCCCUAUCCCAAUGCCAGCCAUGUUGAUGCCACACCUGAAAUGAUCAAACAGAAAUGGACUCCUUUAAGAAUGUUUCAGGAAUCAGAUAAUUUCUUCAAAUCACUUGGCCUCAUCCCAAUGCCGAGAGAGUUCUGGAGUAAGUCGAUGAUCGAGAAGCCAAAGGACCGAGAAGUUGUGUGCCACGCUUCCGCCUGGGACUUCUACAACCGCAAGGACUUCCGAAUUAAGCAGUGCACUGUGGUGAACAUGGAUGACCUGGUGACUGUGCAUCAUGAAAUGGGACACAUCCAAUACUUCCUUCAGUACAAAGACCUGCACAUCUCGUUCCGUGAAGGUGCUAAUCCUGGGUUCCACGAGGCCAUCGGUGAUGUAAUGGCUCUGUCAGUAUCCACACCCGCACACCUCCACAGCAUUGGGCUGCUCAGCAAGGUGGAGAACAACAAAGAGAGUGAUAUUAACUUCCUGAUGAGCAUGGCCCUGGACAAGGUCGCCUUCAUCCCAUUUGGCUACCUGAUAGACCAAUGGCGAUGGAAGGUUUUUGAUGGGCGGAUCUCUGAAAGUAACUACAACCGAGAGUGGUGGAACCUGAGGUUAAAAUAUCAAGGCCUGUGUCCUCCUGUCCUUCGCUCAGAGGAAGAUUUUGAUCCUGGUGCAAAAUUCCACAUUCCUUCAAGUGUCCCGUAUAUCAGGUACUUUGUAAGCUUCAUCAUCCAGUUCCAGUUCCAUGAGAGCCUUUGUAAAGCUGCUGGUCACACAGGACCUCUCUACAAAUGUGACAUCUAUAAGUCAAGAGCAGCUGGAAAACUCAUUGGGGAUGCCAUGAAACUGGGAAGCAGCAAGACCUGGUACGAGGCCAUGAGAAUGAUCACUGGGAACACAUCUAUGUCGGCUGCUUCCCUGUUGAGAUACUUUCAGCCGCUGAUCACAUGGCUCGAAGCCAAAAACAAGAAGAACAACGAGACAUUGGGAUGGCCCGAAUAUGACUGGAAGCCAGGGGCUCAUCACUCAGGAGUCUGCUCCAAGGACCACACACCUUUCAGUGAGUGGGGGGAGGAGGGAUCGAGUGUGGGUGUCACUGAGGUGGGUCAGGAUCCCCUGAUAAUGGACAACCAGUGAGCUGGGCACCACUGAUCGAUGAUUCUCGCCUUCACCACUCCCUCCCUCAGUGACUUCCACAAUCCCACCACACUCAGCACCAAGCAUUUCCUCUUAACAUCCCUGUCAGUUGUUGAUAAUACCUUCGCUUUAUGGCACCUUGUUUUUGGACCACUAUAAGUAUCUCCUCUAUGCCAAUCCUAUCAAAACACUUCCACAAUCUUAAAGGUCAACGUUCUCUAGCUUCUGGGGGAAGGCGCCCAAACCUGUUCCACCCUGACCGGGCCAGCUGCCUCUUGUACAUAGACCCAAUUUGUUACUGAGUGAAGGGAAUCCACCCUCCAACUUACACACAUUGGUCCACGUCCCUUAAUAAUAGAAGUAACAAGAAGACAAUCAAGAUCUGUCCGAAGCUGAGGUGACUUGUUACAUAGAACAUAGAAUAUUACAGCACAGUACAGGCCAUUCAGCCCACGAUGUCGUGCCGACAUGUUAUCAACCUACCCUUCCCUCCCACAUAGCCCCCCAUUUCUCUAUCAUUCAUGUGGCUAUCUAAAAGUCUCUUAAAUGUACCUAAUGUAUCUGCCACCACAAUCUCUGCUGGCAGUGCUUUCCACGCACCCACUGCUCUACAUGUAAAAAACAUACCUCUGACAUCCCCAUUGUACCUUCCUCCAAUCACCUUAAAAUUAUGUCCCCUCGUGUUAGCCAUGAGAAAAAGUCUCUGACUGUCCACUCUAUCUGCAGCUCUUAUCAUUUUAUAUACCUCUAUCAAGUCACCUCUCAUCCUCCUUCUCUCCAAAGAGAAAAGCCCUAGCUCACUCAACCUAUCCUCAUAAGACAUGUUCUCCAAUCCAGGCAGCAUCCUGGUAAAUCUCCUAUGCACCCUCUCUAAAGCUUCCACAUCAUUCCUAGAAUGAGGCGACCAGAACUGAACACAAUACCCCAAGUGUGAUCUAACCAGAGCUAUAUAGAGCUACAUCAUCACUUUGCGGCUCUUGAACUCAAUACCCCGACUAAUGAAGGCCAACACACCAUACGCCUUCUUAACAGCUCUAUCGACCUGCACGGAAACCUUGAGGGAUCUAUGGACGUGGACCCCAAGAUCCCUCUGUUCCUUCACAUGCUAAGAGUCCUGCCAUUAACCUUGUAUUCUGUCUUUAAAUUCGAUCUCCCAAAGUGUAUCACUUCACACUUUUCCGGGUUGAACUCCAUCUGCUACUUCUCAGCUCAGCUCUGCAUCCUAUCAAUGUCCUGUUGUAAUAUACAGCAACCUUCUACACUAUGUAGAACACCACCAACCUUCAUGUCAUCAGCAAACUUACUAACCCACCCUUCCACAUCCUCAUCCAAGAUAAAAAUCACAAAGAGCAGGGGUCCCAGAACAGAUCCCUGCGGAACACCACUGGUCACCGACCUCCAGGCAGAACACGCACCAUCUACCACCACCAUCUGUCUUCUAUGGUCGAGCCAAUUCUGAAUCCACACAGCCAAGUUUCCCUGGAUCCCAUGUCUUCUGACUUUCUUAAUGAAAAUUGUUGAUGGUGUAGCAACUUACCGCACCAGCAUUGAACCGGCUCCCGACAUCGCGAAACGUUGUCGGAGGCCCCGAUCCAAGAUGGCGCAGGGCCCUCCUUCUUCCCCAUCGUCGGGCUAGGAAAGCCCACGCGCGGGAAGGUCAGGUGACCCGCGCGUGACGUCAGCGCGGAAACUGUAGCGCGGGGAGUUUUGGGAUAUUAAAGGCACACCACGCCCCUGUCGUUCAU